AUGGUUCCUCACGUGCCUCUUAACCCACAAGCCCCCGCGUUUGUCCCGGCUUAUCAGAACACGUGGCCUUAUACCGCCAUUCCUACUGCACCACCACCACCACCACUGCCGCCGACAGAACCACCGUGUCAGCAAGGGGAGUUUCUCUCUCUUCCACCCAACUUUAGCCUCUAUUUACCCACAGUGCCGUUACCCCUUUCUGAUGGUACGAACAACACCUUCCUUUCAUCACCACCAGAACCGUUUGUGGUGGUGAAUGAAGAAGUUGCUGUUACUGAUUCACUGAAACAGCAGCGGCAGCUGCAGUUCAAUCACCAUGGAUUCAUGAACAUCCGAGUUGGUCCGAGACGAUCCUAUCAGCAGCAGCAUCAGGCGCGAGUACUGUGGAAGCCAAAGAAAGUGAAGGAGGAAAAGGAAGAUAGGAAGCAACAAGAGAAGCUCUAUGGCUAUGGCUAUGGCUAUGGAGGGAAGAAGGGGAGACAAGAUUUUCGGCGCUCAUCACAAUAUCAUGGCUUGGAUACUUCUUUCCCUAAAAAGAAGAAUGAUCCCUCCCGUGUUUCCCCAGUUCGUGAAAAUGGAAAUGAAACAACGGUUAUGAUAAAAAACAUUCCUUCCAGAUACACGUGCGUCUCUCUCCCUUCCUCGCGGCGAGAUGAUCUGGUGAAGUUUUUGGAAAAUCAUUGCAUGGUGGAGAACAGUAAAGUAGAGCAAGGAUUUGAAAAGACUGAUGUUUUGGCCUUUGAUUUUGUUUAUCUGCCGAUUGAUUUCAAGACAGGAUUCAACAAGGGCUACGCAUUUGUGAAUUUUACAACCUCAAAAGCAGCAUGGAAAUUCAACAUAACAGCCUCGAACAGCAAAUGGGAGAUGUACCAAUCCCAAAAGGUUCGGCAAGUUGCAAAAGCAAACAUUCAGGGAAAAGAGAAUCUGGAGAGGCAUUUUGAGAAUACGAAUUUUCCAUGCGAGUCUAAAGAGGUUUUGCCUGUUAGUUUUAGCGUGCCUCGUGAUGGAAAGAACAAGAGUGGGGAACAGAAGACUUUGGGUGUUCUGCUGAAGCCUCGAUACAUUUGA
Arachis stenosperma is the source of this 1068-nucleotide messenger RNA. RefSeq names its product protein terminal ear1 homolog. Gene Ontology annotation, molecular function: nucleic acid binding. Bases 1 to 1068 code for a protein of 355 amino acids. Lineage: Eukaryota; Viridiplantae; Streptophyta; Magnoliopsida; Fabales; Fabaceae. The transcript has 4 exons. The record is from RefSeq and is a predicted model, not a curated record.